Aspergillus eucalypticola CBS 122712 is the source of this 1365-nucleotide messenger RNA. RefSeq names its product MFS transporter. NCBI's taxonomy places the organism in Eukaryota, Fungi, Ascomycota, Eurotiomycetes, Eurotiales, Aspergillaceae. Gene Ontology annotation, biological process: transmembrane transport. Gene Ontology annotation, molecular function: transmembrane transporter activity. Bases 1 to 1365 code for a protein of 454 amino acids. The record is from RefSeq and is a predicted model, not a curated record. Gene Ontology annotation, cellular component: membrane. The transcript is spliced from 12 exons.
AUGGCCCCCUCCAAGGAACCGAAGAUAUUUAACGAAAGAUGCCAAGCGGCUGAUGAAAUGGCAGGAUUCACUGUGAGCUGGGAAGAAAAUGAUCAGAUGAAUCCGAUUUAUAUAAGCAAAUUUCGGCGAUGGCUAAUUACCAUGAUUGUCUUAUUUGGGUCCCUUUGCGUAUCUUGCACGUCUUCAAUGUACAGCACAACAUAUGAUCAACUUAUAAAAGACUUUGACUGCAUUUGCCCUCUGUUCUUGAGCCCUUUAUCUGAAUUUUAUGGCCGAAGAUACAUCUACAUCGUAUCAUUUACUUUCUUUGUAAUAUGGCUCAUCCCAUGCGCAGUGGCAAAGAAUAUCCAGACCAUGAUAAUAUCCCGAUUCUUUAACGGGCUGGCGGGAAGCGCAUUUUUGAGUGUGGCUGGUGGCACUGUAGGUGACCUGUUUGACCGUCAUGAACUUGCCUUGCCCAUGAUGCUUUAUACCGCGACUCCAUUCAUUGGGCCUGAGAUUGGUCCACUCGUUGGUGGUUUCAUCAAUCAAUACACUACAUGGCGCUGGACUUUUUAUGUACUCUUAAUAUGGGCUGGCGUUAUGCUCGUUUCGAUCAUUUUCCUUAUUCCAGAGACCUACCACCCAGUGCUUUUGAAACACAAAGCAGAAAAACUUCGUCAGGAGACCGGCGAUGAUAGGUGGAAAGCUCCAAUCGAAAAAUCGCAGAAAUCAGUGAAACAGACGGUACUGCAGUCCAUGUAUCGUCCCAUUCUGCUCCUAACAAUAGAACAAAUGUGCUUGAGUUUAUGCGUCAUUUCGGCAAUUCUUCUCGGGAUCUUGUACCUGUUUUUCGGGGCCUUCCAGCUGAUAUCCUCUAAUGUUUAUUCAUUUUCAACGUCACAAUGCGGCUUAUGCUUCCUCGGUCUCCUUGUUGGUAUGGCUCUCACUAUCAUAACUGACCCGUUUUGGCCUAUUUUGGGUGGGCCAUUGGUCACCACUGGGCUUUUCAUUUUUGCUUGGACAAUUUAUGCUGAUGUUCAUUGGAUUGUGCCCAUAAUCGGAAGUGCAGUAUUUGGUGCAGGGACAAUUCUCGUCUACUCGGGUAUCUUUACCUUUCUAGUUGACGCGUAUCCAUUGUUUGCUGCUAGUGCUCUAGCUGCAAAUAGCUUCACUCGGUCAACUUUCAGUGGAAUUUUCCCAUUAUUUGGGAUUCAGAUGAAAGCGAGGCUCGCGCUAACUUCUGGUAUAUUGUAUGAUAAACUUGGUUAUCACUGGGCAAUAUCAUUGUUGGCAUUCCUGACCCUUGUCAUGGCCCCUUUCCCAUAUAUAUUUUUUCGGUACGGAAGUCAAAUUCGAGGGAAGAGUCGUUUUGCGGAUUUGUAA